CAUAUUGACAUUGCUCUCUAUUAUCUGAGAAAGAAGGGAUGCUACCACCCUCGCGAUCAUCCUUUUCGAUGCACAACUACUGAUGUUCUUUUUGAUAAUUAUAUGGCACUUGUGUAUAAAGAUUUCAGUGAAGAUGCCAGUGAUGAGUUUUGGUGUGCUGGUGAUAAUCAGUUAUUUCCGACACCAUAUGUGUGGGGGGACAGCCGUAGAUGUGGAAUUGCAUGGACUGAGGUUGACAAAAUCUUUUUUCCAUGUCGGCUUCCUUCAGAAGAUGAUGAAGCUGUGACACACUUUUUGUUGGGAGUAUUGGACUUGAAUCAAAAAAAGAUUGAUGUAUAUGAUUCCAUAUACAGUGAGCCAUAUGAAGCAGGAAUGAACUACAUGCAAAUGUAUGCACGCAUGAUCCCCCAUUUGCUAAAGUUCUCACAGUUUGACAAAAAUCACAAGUCUUUUGGGAAUGUCUUCAACAAAUUUGAUAUACAGUGGCAAAGAUCACCACACCAAACUGGAUCGACUGAUUGUGGUGCAUUCCUGAUCAAAUUUGCCGAGUUGCUGAUGAUUGGAAAGGACGUGCAGCAAUUCCAACCCGAAGACAUAAAAGACUUUCGAAAAGAACUUGCUGCAAAUCUUUGGGCACAUGGUGAAUGGAAAAGAAAUUAUGGUUAUGAUACUCCACCAGAAAAUGUUGGUAAUGAUUAUGAGAGUGAAAAUGAAACAUUCUGUCCAAAGGAGUUGUAAAGAAAUUGUGGUGUUAUUUUUGUAUAAAAUUGCUGUAAAGGUGACAUCUGAAUUAUGCCAGUUUAGGAUAGUUCUGAAAUAUUCUGUAAAUUUGUGAAAAGGCAC
Nicotiana tabacum (common tobacco) is the source of this 843-nucleotide messenger RNA. NCBI's taxonomy places the organism in Eukaryota, Viridiplantae, Streptophyta, Magnoliopsida, Solanales, Solanaceae. The record is from RefSeq and is a predicted model, not a curated record.